Messenger RNA from Pistacia vera, 570 nucleotides. RefSeq names its product secreted RxLR effector protein 161-like. Bases 1 to 570 code for a protein of 189 amino acids. The transcript is spliced from 2 exons. Lineage: Eukaryota; Viridiplantae; Streptophyta; Magnoliopsida; Sapindales; Anacardiaceae. The record is from RefSeq and is a predicted model, not a curated record.
AUGGAAAACAUCCCAUACUCUAGUGCCAUAGGAUCAGUGAUGUAUUCAAUGAUAAGCACUAGGCCUGAUCUUUCAUUUGCAAUAUCUCUAUUAAGUAGGUUUAUGUCAAAUCCAGGAAUAGAGCAUUGGGUUGCCUUAAAAUGGACACUUAGAUACAUUAACACUACAAUGCAUGUUGGAUUAGAGUAUUGCAAAAGAACUCUUGCACUUGAUCUUGUUGGGUAUGUGGAUUCUGACUUUGGAGGAGAUCGUGAUUCAAGGAAGUCCACCACAGCUUAUUAUUUCACUUUAGGUGGAAACUGCAUUAGCUGGAAAUCCCAGCUUCAACCAUUAGUGUCACUGUCCAUAACAGAAGCUGAUCAGAGUGCCAUUCAUCUAAGUAAAAACCCAGUAUACCAUGAGAGGAUGAAGCAUGUGGAUGUAAAGUAUCAUUUUGUUCGAGAUCAGAUUUCAAAGGGAACUGUCAACCUGCUAAAAAUUCCAACUGAAGAAAAUCCAUCUGAUAUGGGAACCAAAGUUGUAAUUGCUGUAAAGUUCAAGCACUACUUGAACAUUCUUCACAUCAACUGA